GCAUUUUCAAUAUUUCAAUGCGGAAGAGAGUCACGUUCAGUUGAUUUCGAAGACGCUCGCGUUCAAAUACUCCAAAUAAAGGAAACAUAUGUACCUUGAGCCAGCCAGCAGCUAGCAACACGGAUUAAAUAUAUUUUUUUGAGUGAUUUUCGAGUUCGAGUUUGCCAAAGACAAAGUUUGAUAUUUGAAAUCUGCCGCGUGCGCCCAGCAAGUCGCAGUUUGAAAGAUGCGCCCCUUCGGCAACGACAUCACGAACCUCUCGGCCAACUCCAAUGGCAGUGGUGGCGGCAACAACGAUCCCAACGACCACAACGAUGGCGACGAUGGCAAUCGAAACGAUGACCGCAAUGACCGCAGCACCAGCAUCACGGACAACGAGGAGUCGGCCCACUCGGACGAGGACCCCAGUGUUCCGCCGCACAUUGCCAGGAUCGGCGGCAUCGGCACCUUCCCGCCCAUCGCCGGACAGGGCGUCAUCCGGGUGGUGCACCGGUGCGAGGACGCCAAGGAGAACCACAAGCUGGAUCUUUCCAAUUGUGAACUGAUGCAAAUUCCAGAGGCGGUCUACCAUCUUAUGCGAAAUACAGAGCUGCAGACCUGCGACCUGAGUGGCAACGUUCUGAAGAGCGUGUCUCCAAAGUUCUCACAGAAAUUUAGCCACAUUACAGAUCUUAAUCUGUCGCACAACAAACUUUCGAGGCUGCCAGACGAAUUUGCCGGCUUGACCGCCCUGAUCAAGCUGAAUAUCUCAAACAAUUCGUUCAUCGUGUUACCACAAGUAGUCUUUAAGCUGCAGAACCUAGCCAGUCUGGAUGCCCAGAACAAUGCCAUUUUGGAGAUUGACACGGAGGAGGCCAUAGCCAGUGACUGCUUGGCUCUGGUAGACCUUCGCAAUAAUCCGCUGAGCAGAAACUGCCGACGCAGGCUGCAAAACUUCAAGACCUCCUUUGUUUUAGAGAUCUCCGUGGAUGUGGAAGACGACUGGUAGAUGAACCCUUUUACAGCACACCAAAAACAAAUCUCUCGUUAUCUCGGAAGAGAGCGCUCGAAGCGGCCCUCCUUCAUAUUAUUUAUUCUGUUUAUUUACCAAAGAACGCAAAGUUGUUUAUACAUUUACGUGGGAGGAAUGAUUGAACCUGGAUGUACCUCCAAAAUCGAUUAAUUGCGAAGCCACUCGAAAUAGGGCAUAUAAAUUAAUUUGUUGAAAUUUUACAAGAGAAAUGCAGUGUCCGCAUUUGAAAGCUUUUCUCGCCCGAUUUUAGAACAGCAAUAGAAUUAUAUAUCCGAUAAAACUUUAAUAAAUUCGCAAUUUUUUGAUUGUUUAUUUCCUUUUAAAUAAAAAACAACCAAAUUGUGCCUAUUUGGGUAAA
Drosophila gunungcola (fruit fly) is the source of this 1370-nucleotide messenger RNA. RefSeq names its product leucine-rich repeat-containing protein 20 (gene Sclp). Bases 227 to 988 code for a protein of 253 amino acids. Gene Ontology annotation, molecular function: protein binding. NCBI's taxonomy places the organism in Eukaryota, Metazoa, Arthropoda, Insecta, Diptera, Drosophilidae. The record is from RefSeq and is a predicted model, not a curated record. The transcript has 4 exons.